This is a messenger RNA of Pocillopora verrucosa, 2264 nucleotides long. Lineage: Eukaryota; Metazoa; Cnidaria; Anthozoa; Scleractinia; Pocilloporidae. The record is from RefSeq and is a predicted model, not a curated record.
ACCCUAGUCAGUUGAGAACAACACAUCGGGCAUUCUGUCGUGAAACAUGGCUAUGUUCACGGCCUCAAGGGCUGGUGGAUUGCUGAAAUCUUUUUUCCCCGUGUCUGCGGGGUUUAUCAGCAAAACGUCAGGUACAAGUGGAGCCCAUUUUAAGAAAAAUGCUGUUUUUAUUCGAGCUUGUUCUGGAAGCGUUCUACAGAGGAUCGAAGAGAAAAAGGAAGAGGCCAUUGUUGGUGGGGGACAGAAGAGGAUUGACGCUCAACAUCGUAAAGGAAAACUAACUGCAAGAGAAAGAGUCAAGCUGUUGUGUGACCCAGAAUCAUUUGUUGAAUAUGACAUGUUUAUGGAACACAACUGCACUGAAUUUGGAAUGGAAAAUCAGAAGUUUACUGGUGACAGUGUAGUUACUGGACAAGGAACAAUUAAUGGACGCGUUUGCUUUGUCUUUAGUCAGGAUUUCACUGUAUUUGGUGGUAGCUUGUCAAGUGCUCAUGCCAAAAAAAUCUGCAAGGUGAUGGACAAGGCCAUGCUUGUUGGUGCACCAGUGAUUGGUUUGAAUGACUCGGGUGGUGCUCGUAUCCAGGAAGGUGUGGAGUCACUGGCUGGUUAUGCUGAUAUUUUCCAGCGUAAUGUGAUGGCCUCAGGGGUUAUUCCACAGAUCUCGCUUGUCAUGGGACCCUGUGCAGGAGGUGCUGUGUAUUCUCCAGCAAUUACUGAUUUCACUUUUAUGGUCAAGGACACAUCAUAUCUGUUCAUUACUGGACCAGAUGUAGUGAAGACUGUCACACAAGAAGAUGUCACUCAAGAGGAACUAGGAGGGGCUAAAACUCACACCUCUGUAUCAGGAGUUGCUUGUGGGGCAUUUGAAAAUGAUGUGGAAGCUUUGGCCAUGAUUAGAGAUUUCUUUGACUUCCUGCCUCUCAGUAACAAGAGCCCGUCUCCAAUCCGUGAAUCAGACGACCCAUGUGACAGAAUAAUUCCCAACUUGGAUACUCUUGUACCAUUUGAUUCCACCAAGGCUUAUGACAUACUAGAUGUGAUUUAUCCGAUUGUAGAUGACGGUGAAUUCUUUGAGAUCUCGCCUGAUUAUGCUAAAAACAUUGUUGUUGGUUUUGGACGAAUGAAUGGACGCACUGUGGGAGUUGUUGGUAAUCAACCUACAGAAGCAGCUGGUUGUUUGGACAUCAACGCUUCUGUCAAGGGAGCGCGGUUCGUGCGUUUCUGUGAUGCAUUUAACAUUCCCAUCAUCACGUUUGUAGAUGUUCCCGGAUUUCUUCCAGGAACACAUCAGGAAUAUGGUGGUAUUAUUCGCCAUGGAGCAAAGCUAUUAUAUGCGUAUGCUGAAGCAACUGUACCUAAAAUCACUGUUAUCACCAGAAAAGCGUAUGGCGGUGCAUAUGACGUUAUGAGCUCUAAACAUCUGCGGGGUGAUUUCAACUAUGCUUGGCCAACAGCGGAAGUAGCAGUUAUGGGAGCCAAGGGUGCUGUGUCAAUCAUAUUCAGAGGCAAAGAGAAUAUCGAAAAAUAUGAAGCUGAGUAUGUGGACAGAUUUGCUAAUCCAUUCCCGGCUGCAACAAGAGGAUUUGUGGACGACAUCAUCAAGCCUCACAUGACACGGAAAAGAAUCUGCCGAGAUUUGGAAGUACUUGCCACCAAGAAACUUGAAAACCCGUGGAAAAAACAUGGAAAUAUUCCCUUGUAGCUGACUUUGAUGACUCCUGCAUUAUAAUUAUUCGUGGAAAUUUUUAACACCGUGUCUUCCUCGCCUUUGAACAAAUUUAAUCAACAUGUAAAAAGUUUUAUAAAACAUCGGGGAAGAGAAGUAUGAAUAUAUUAAAUGGUAAUGCAAGGAACGCUACCAUGUGUGUUAGCUGAAAACGUCACUGGUCGUUUUUAUGCGAAGCGUACAAGUGAGUAAUAUGGUGAUUCAAUGGGCAAAUUUCGUUUGGCGUUAGCUCAGCCUUGAGAGUCUGCGGAGAGCAUACAUCUUAUCAAACAUGGAGGAACGAUUGUUAGAUUUGGUGGAUUACAUGGGUAGGACUCAAGAGGGGAUGACAGCUCAAUUCGGUUUCUUGGAAUCACAGUAUCAAUGGUUUCUAGUACAAUCACUGUAUAUUCUGAUAAUAUUCUGCAUAGUAUGUUGAAGAACUCACCAUACUGUCUCCUAGAUUAUUGUCCAAAAACAGCAAGUAAGAGAACACAUGCACUAUGCACCACAGACAUCUUUCAGUUUCAGCAAAAUUAAAAAACUAGACAAAUCAUUA